Molecule: messenger RNA, 2243 nt
Organism: Nannospalax galili (Upper Galilee mountains blind mole rat)
Lineage: Eukaryota; Metazoa; Chordata; Mammalia; Rodentia; Spalacidae
Gene: Lzic
Product: leucine zipper and CTNNBIP1 domain containing
Exons: 8
Coding region: 440-1012 (190 amino acids)
Biological process (GO): negative regulation of Wnt signaling pathway
Cellular component (GO): cytosol; nucleus; beta-catenin destruction complex
Molecular function (GO): beta-catenin binding
Source: RefSeq, a predicted model, not a curated record
GGGGCGAGUAGCAGCCUCGGGUUUCGAGGGCGAGGAGGUGGGCGCGAGGGGUUUCGGGGCCUUGGGCGGUCACCCGUCCUGUUCGAGCCCGGCGUCCCUGGGACCGGGAUAGGAAACUGACGACCGAAGUUGGGGCUGUACCCUAACCCGGCCACAGUGAUCAAGCGCAUCUCACUUCCGCCUGCAGAAGGUUGUUCAUGCGGAAGUUAUCUGGACUGCUUUUAGGCCAAGUUCAUAUAUACCAAAUAAAACUACUUGUCAGUAGUUACUCUUGCUCCAGCCAACUCCACCCCUAAAGUGGUUUGAACUUUGAGCCUCAUGUAAUCCCGAUGAAUAAUUUCGCUUUCCUCAAAUUGAUGACACUGGGAGCUUCCAGAGUUGGAGGUCUGUGCAGUUUGAGACCCGUCAGCAGUUAGAAUACUAGGAGACAGUGAUUAUAAUGGCCUCUAGAGGAAAAACGGAGACAAGCAAAUUGAAGCAGAAUUUAGAAGAGCAGUUGGAUCGAUUGAUGCAGCAAUUACAAGAUCUGGAGGAAUGCAGGGAGGAACUCGAUACAGAUGAAUAUGAAGAAACUAAAAAGGAAACCUUGGAGCAGCUAAGUGAAUUUAAUGAUUCACUGAAGAAAAUUAUGUCAGGAAAUAUGACUUUGGUUGAUGAACUCAGUGGAAUGCAGCUGGCUAUUCAGGCAGCUAUCAGCCAGGCCUUUAAAACCCCAGAGGUCAUCAGACUGUUUGCAAAGAAACAGCCAGGUCAGCUUCGGACCAGGUUAGCAGAGAUGGAUAGAGACCUGAUGGUAGGAAAGCUGGAAAGAGACCUGCACACUCAGCAGAAAGUGGAGAUCCUGACCGCCCUCAGGAAACUUGGAGAGAAGCUGACAGGAGAGGAUGAGGCCUUCUUGUCAGCCAAUGCAGGUGCUGUCCUCAGCCAGUUUGAGAAAGUCUCCACAGACCUUGGCUCUGGAGACAAAGUCCUUGCUCUGGCAAGUUUUGGGGUUGAAAAAGCAAAAAAAUGACAGUCUGGAAGGAAACUUUAGCACUGAUCCCAUCCUUACUGGACGUGGCAUUUUCAUUCUGAGGAUUUGGAGUCGGGACAAAGAAAUAGAGAUUCUCAAUAUUCUGUACCAUAAGAGCAGGUGACGUGGACACAUGCUGUAGCUUCUUUUUAGGAUCUUUGUUAUUUUCUGUGAUGGGCUCCUUCUUGAUUGAUCUUGGACUUUAUUCAUUAUGAUUUGUCUGAGAACAGAAAAUGCACUUCUUCCUCUGUUUUUCUUAAGAUGCUGUUUUUCAGUGCUGAUAGGGAAUGAAAGAUGUGAGCUAAUGACUCCCGUUUCAUUACUCCACUUAUGGGGUGAACAGUACAGUAACAUCAUUAGACCUGUGUUUAUAGAAUCCUAGGAAACAUUUCAUAGUCACACAAAGAAACUGGCACUUAGAAAGAGCAAGUCCUUUGUCUAAAGUUAUUUUAGAACCAGAUCUGGGGAUAAGACUUAAGUCCUGACUCUCAGUGUAUUACCCUUUGAGUUUUAGUUCUUUAUUUUGUACUGUUUUUAAAAAAAAUAACUUGUAUUUGUGCAAGUUAACAUCUAUUAAAUCUCAGUGUCUAACCCAAAUCCGAAUGGGCACUAAGGGGCUGUUCCCAGCCUGUGAGCUCUCAGCAUGAAUGGGGCCCAUUGUAUCUCUGAGUUCCUAACUUGGAACAAUAGGAGCCCUGUUGAGAGUCUCCUGGAGUAGCUUCACCUCCUGCUUGUUUCACUUUGAAGCAAUAGGAAAUGGCAGCUGGAGGCCCUCCUUGUGGCCCUCCUGCCAGACCCCAGGGUGGUGACAGUAAGUUACUUUCUACUCUGCACAAAAUAAUUUAGAGAAAAGAAAUUUUCUCUCCUGAGAGAUCGUGACUCCUGCUUGGUCAGAUGCACAGCUGUGUCCUCAUGCGUGUAAUUAGCUUUUUCCUGGGCAUCUCCUGGUCUGUAUUCAUUCGUGUGUUUCUCAAUAUUCUCUUUCUUUGCACUUCAGAUGAAUUAAAAACAUUUUUAAUGCUUCCUAUAAACUUAAAUUCACUAGGUGCUUUGCCAACUGGACAGAUUUGGGACCUCAACUAUAUUAAUGCCUUAUUUGGAACUUUUAGUGUAUUUUGAUUUUUUUGAGAUGGGGGCUCACAGGGCCAGCAGGAUGGCUCAGUGGAUAAAGGUGCUGCCAAACCUGACAAUCUGAGUUCAAUCCCCUGGACCCACAUGGUGGGAGGAGAGA